UGCUGCAGCAGAACUUCCAGAAAAGGGUUCAGAGCCACAUCACAUGAUAAACAGACUGCCUGCCUCCAUCCAUUUACAACGGCAUUAAAAUUAUCUGGCUGUUGUUUCAUCCUGUUGCCGGCAAUUUUUCAAUAUGACAUUUGAUAAGGGCCGAAGGCAUGAGACGACGCCACGCCCUCGUUUUCCGAAGGGUACGGGCAACGGCUUCUCCCCUUUCCUCUACCUCAGCAAGGGUGGCCUGCGUCAAACGCCUGCCUCUUCGGCGUCACCUCCAAGGACGUCAUCAUCGACCUCGCCACCUGCCUCGUUGUCCCGAGCUUUGCUGGGACGUACAUGAAAAAGGAGGAGGAGAAGCAGAAGCUGCCCAUCCUCAUUCAUCUACAUGCAUGGCGGCGGCUUCGUCAUCGGCUCGCCCUUCUCCUCCACCUACCACGACUUUGUCCACUCCCUCGUGGCCCGCGCCGGCGUGCUUGCCGUGACGGUGGACUACCGCCUCGCGCCCGAGCACCCGCUCCCCGCAGACUUCGACGACUCCAUGGCGGCCCUCAGAUGGGUGGCCGCGCACGCCGGCGGGAACCAGGAGGCGGAUCUGCCUGGCGGGCGAUAGCCCGGGGGCCAACAUGGCCCACGACAUCCUGUGUUGCAGGCGGGCGCGGACGGCAUAGCCAGCGGCGCGAGCGUCGAGGGGCUGGUGCUCAUCCAUCCGUACUUCUGGGGCAAGGAUGCAGUGGGCGGGGACGCGACGGAGCCAUGGCUUAGGGAGAAGCUUGAGAGCUCGUGGGGGUUCAUAAGCUGGUGGCCGAUGGGGUUCGCGGAGGAGCCGCGAGUGAUCCUCCAUCAAAAUCUUGGAGGAAGGAAGGAGGAGGAGAGAGAGAGAGAGAGAGAGAGAGAGAGGGAGAGCGAUGGAGGUGGUGGCGCCGGUGAGAGACUUGCACUUCGCCAGCACAUACACUAGCCCCUCCGUGAGCGCACCGUCGAGCCCGAAGCGCGUCGGCCACCACUUCGACUUCUUCCACCACUACACCAGCGCGCCCACCAGUCCUUCGCGCGCCUCCGCCAUCUACUCCCACUUCAACGCCAUGGAUCCUCUCCCUCCCCCGCCCUCGGCUGGCGGCGUCCCCUUCGACUGGGAGGAGACGCCCGGCACGCCCAAGUCCCGCGGCAGCCCCGCCAAGGAUGAGAAGGGCGACGUGUUCGACUUCGCCUUCGACUUCGGUGACAAAGAAGGCCUACCGAUGCUCACCACCGCCGACGAGCUCUUCGAAGAAGGGAAGAUUCGGCCACUUAAGCCACCUCCUCGCCUGCAGUAUCCAGCUGCGGGUGACAGAAGCAGCGUGGCCUCCUCGCCGAGGGCGAGGGGGUUGUGGUCUCCCCGCCAUCGCGGUAGGAGCGCCGGGGGAGAAGAGUUCGACCCCUUCACCGCGGCGAUGGUGGAAGCGACGAAGGAUAGACGGAGGGAGAGGACACCAACGCCUCCCCCUGUUUCUUCUUCCACAAGCCCCACCCUGAAGAGCGGCGGCGGUGGAAGCAAGAAGUGGCGGCUGAGGGACUUGCUUCUGUUCCGGAGCGCGUCAGAAGGACGCGCCACCGGCAACCGGAGCAAGGACCCUCUCCGCAAGUACACCUUGCUGUCAUCAACAUCGAGCAAGAAAGUCGUCGCCGAGGACGCCAAGCACUCAAGCUUCAGAUCGACCGAGACACCCCUGCCGUAUCGGCAGGGCCUCUUUGGCUGCCUGCGCUUCAACCCGGCUGUGCUCAGCAUUUCCAAAGGAUUCGGUAGCCACUCGUUCGGCCGCCGCCGGUGACGGCGACGAGAACCACUCUGGUUAUUGUUGUCAUUGUCGUCUUGCAUUCAAUCUGUAUGCUUUGUGGUCAAGUUCUUUUCCUUUUUGCUUCAUUCUGUAAUGAAAGAAUAGCCAUGUUUGACAUCA
Molecule: messenger RNA, 1931 nt
Organism: Musa acuminata AAA Group (dessert banana)
Lineage: Eukaryota; Viridiplantae; Streptophyta; Magnoliopsida; Zingiberales; Musaceae
Exons: 3
Coding region: 903-1805 (300 amino acids)
Source: RefSeq, a predicted model, not a curated record